AUGCAGAAAGCUGGGCGUCACUUGUAUCUGGCCCAAUGGAGACCAACGGAAGAAGUGAGUUGUCGUCUUUUGAAUAAUCCGUCAUCAAAAUCCCAUAUCAGGGAGUUGCACGCUCGCAUUGCACGACUCGAAGCCGCACUGGCGGAGGCGCGCUCCCAGCGACAUCCGAAUCCCGAGUCUCAGAAGGACGCAUCAGCCGCCGAAGCAGAGGCACGCAGCCAAAACCUGAUUUACCGACUGACCCAACGUGGCUGGCAACUGAACAGCGACGCUGAAGGACAGUACAAGUUUUUCGGCCCAACCUCCAGCGUGCACUUGACGGAGAGUAUCUCAGUGUCGAUACUUGAACCGUGGGGGGAGACCGCCCUCAACGAAGACGACUUCACUAUCAGUGAUAUCGAUCUGGAGACACAAGCCCACCUGCUCGACUUGUACUGGAGGUUCCAACACACCGUCCUCCAGGUCUUCCAAAAGGACACGUUCCUGGAAGGCUUGGAAAAGGGGAAUUCGAAGUACGUUAGCAAGGCCCUUCUGUAUGCCGUCUACGCCUGUGGGGCGCGAAUCUCGCCUCGAGCAGAUCUAAAGCAGCUGGCUCUCCCGAGAAACUUUGACGACCCCGGCGAGGAGUUGCCGUAUCUCCUGGCCGAAGCCACACGACACACGGAAGAGGAGCUGAAAAGACCUCAAAUCACGACCAUCCAAGCGCUCCUCCUCCUGUCGGUGUUAUACAGUGCCAUCGGGCGAGACACCAAGGGCUGGCUUCUCACGGGGGAUGCAUGUCGAUUAGCUAUUGACCUCGGCAUCCACAAGAACACUACGGGCAAAACGCCCCAUGGCAGCCUGUCUCGCGAUGAUGUCCAGGCGCGGCAGCUAGCGUUCUGGGCCUGCGUGGUAUUCGACCGGCAGUGGGCUCUUUAUCUAGGCCGCCCACACUGUCUCAACGUAGGCGAUAUUGCCGCCCAAGAAGCAACGUGGAUGGAAGUCAAUCAUUCAUGGGAGGCCAAGAUGGCCUAUGCUUGGGUUUCACUACUUGUCAUCGUGGGUAAUAUCUGCGACGUUCUCAACGCCGAUGUUCGCGCCUACGAGAAACUUGAAGCGUUUGACCGGGCACUGCAAUCCUGGCAAUCCCACCUUGAUGCCUCGCUUCGGUACCACAACGGCUGCCCGGCGUCGGUGUCCAGUCUACACUUGAUGUUCUGCGCGGCCAUGAUCUUGCUGCAUCAACCCACCGCGAAAUUCGGAAGCCGUUCGAGCAGCGAGUCAGAGGCCGGCAGUGCCUAUUCUCGACGACAGUGUAUCACCUACUCGGCCGCGAUGGCUUCUUGUCUCCAGAACUUCCAGCAACAACAUGGAGACGUCACCACAUUGUCGGGCGUCGCGCUCCAUUCUAUCGCCCUGGCUUCCACAACUCUUGUCGCUCUGAUCGCCGAGAAAAAAUCUGCCGACGUCUCAGCACAGAUGCGUUCGCUCAAGACGUGCGUACGUGCGCUGGGAGAACUGGAGUCUACGUACGUGGUCGCAAGACGAGCGCGCAAGAUCAUUCAAUUGAUCAUCAGAGUCUGCCAUCUGGAGACCGAUUACGUAGAGAGUCGACCUCGGCCGACACGCGUCUCCGCCAGCCCUUCCAGUUUUCUGGAGAACCGCGCCCCGGAGCAGGAGGCUGUGGAAGGCCCUCUCCCCUUGGACGUUGAUAUCCCCGACGGCACUGGGCUAUCUGAAUACAGCCCGUUCGCCUUUGAUGAACACUUGCCAAUGUCCGCCCAGUUCGAUGUGUUCCAUACCUUCGAUGCAGAGGGUGUCGCGGGGCAGGACCCUUUUCAAAGGAUGUGUUGA
Cladophialophora yegresii CBS 114405 is the source of this 1833-nucleotide messenger RNA. RefSeq lists its product as uncharacterized. The record is from RefSeq and is a predicted model, not a curated record. Bases 1 to 1833 code for a protein of 610 amino acids. NCBI's taxonomy places the organism in Eukaryota, Fungi, Ascomycota, Eurotiomycetes, Chaetothyriales, Herpotrichiellaceae. Gene Ontology annotation, biological process: DNA-templated transcription. The transcript is spliced from 2 exons. Gene Ontology annotation, molecular function: DNA binding; zinc ion binding.